UCGACGUUCUUCGCCAUUUCGGUGACGUCACGACAUAGUUACCUGCGAAGCUUUCCGGCUGUAAAAAUGGGACUGCUGAAUAUUUUACGGAAGAUGAAGGGGAAAAAGGGGAAGGAGGUUCGCAUCCUUCUCUUGGGCUUGGACAAUGCUGGCAAAACAACCAUACUCAAGGCUUUAGCAUCCGAGCAACAAGACUUACACCGUAUCACUCCAACGCAGGGUUUUAAUAUCAAAAGUGUUCAAUCUUCAAAUUAUAAGAUGAAUGUGUGGGAUAUAGGUGGACAGCGGAAACUACGACCGUACUGGAAAAAUUACUACGAGGACGUGGACGUACUUAUUUAUGUUAUUGAUAGUUCUGAUCAAAAGAGAUUUGAAGAGACUGGCCAGGAAUUGGCUGAACUUUUAGAAGAAGAGAAGCUGAAGGGAGUGCCGGUGUUAAUAUUUGCCAAUAAACAAGAUCUAGACUUCAAAGCAACACCAGAUGUGAUCGCUAACGACCUGAAUCUGACAUCGAUCAAAGAUCGCCCAUGGCAGAUACAAGGCUGUUCAGCAGUUAAAGGUGAUGGCUUAGAAGCUGGUGUCAAUUGGGUUUUAACAGCAAUAAGAGGAGCGGAAAAAAGCAAGAAAAAAUGAAUAUACGAAUCCAUCCACUCACUUCAACAGGUCCAACAACUUGGAUGUUUUUCCAAACAUUCUGGGCGAUAAAUGUCUUGUCGCGACACUCCUGCUCUCCCCUCAGGUCCCAGUCGAACUCGACUAUUAUCUUGCCCUCAAUUUGGAAUCGGAGUCACAUGACCAUACCUUUAAACCAAGGAAACAGACGUGAAUCACUUUACUCUACUGGAGAUUGUCACUGUCAGCUUGGGGGGAAAGCUUCAAUGUGAACGAACUUCUAGAACUUGAAUAUUGUCCAGACAUUGGCGUAUUUUUUCAAAUCUGUUUUUUUUCACUGGAUGUAUGUUGUGGAUCCCAUUUCGAGGCAAAAACACAGUCACUCCAAAUUAACUUUGUCUGUGCCUAGAGGAGUUUGCAUAGGGUUCAGAUAUCUACUAAUCAAAUGAGUUGUAUAUUGUCGUCCAAGUUGUGGUCAGUACUUAGAUUAAGAUGGGUAUAAAUCAUGAUUUCCCCCACCAUUAGCAUGACCAGUUCCGGACGUUCGAUUCAUGAUGGCAUUAAAUAAACAUUGUGCAUUUUCCGACGAGAAAGAGCACCAUGCUGGAGACUCUUUGUUACAUUUGAGGAGCUAUGUUGGGUCUUUUAUUUUCAAACAGGGUACUAGUACACACAUCACCUUUUUCCUAGAAUUAGUUUGCGAUAUACCUUUUCCAUUGUUAAACCUAUUGGGUUAUGAUGUUUGCAUCAGAAUGUUAGCUGCCAGCAUAGGAUAUGAUAGUAUGCCUGUGAAAAAUUGAGAUUGUACAAUCCGUCUAUGAAUAAACUUUAAAGCUAAGCCGUCCAUAUGAUCCCACCUUAUUGGUGAUACUCGGAUACAUGAUGUGUAUAUCUGUUUUGUGUCAUCCUGUAUGUUUGAAAGAAACAUAUCCGUCCCUGAUCACUCGCAUGUCCAUAAGGGGGAAUUUUCCUGUAGCUAAGUUUGGGUGGUAGAAUUCCAAGUUCUUUUUUGUUACAGAAGUUCUUAGCAAUUGGGAAACAUUGUGACUUUGCAGCAGUGCGGCCUAAACUUGAGUGAAGUUUAUUAUCUAUUCAAAACUGUUGUUGAAUUAUUCUUAUAUGGUGAAAUCUCAACUGCGUCGAAGCAGUUGUAAUUUGGAAGCCGUUCUUACAGAGGAAAAAACAGCUCACUUCUUACAGAGGAAAAAACAGCUCACUUCUGUUUUAGUUUAGCUUCAAAAGUUACCUGGACAAAGUGAAAGACAUGGAGUGAAUACAUAUGGCUGAUUAGCAAAAACACAUAUCAGAAAUAGGGGCCCUGAGGUCUUUUAUAGGAAUGCUGAGGUCUUUUAUAUAUAGGGGCCAAGUGUUGUAACAGAUUAGUGUUCAAUGAAAAAGCUAAUGCAGCUUAACAUCCUGUGUGAAUUCAGCUCAAGCUAUUGGUUGGUCAAUUUGUCCACUGUACUAGAAUCUUCGAUACCAGGUUCCUACACAUUGCCUGCUCCCUGUGCUGUGUCACAGUGGGAUGAAGAGUAAUGUGGAGGAUCUUGGUGACGAGGUUGAAGACAAAUGUAUGAUGUGAAUGUCUAUGUGUAUUAAAAUGAGAAACUUUC
Molecule: messenger RNA, 2225 nt
Organism: Lineus longissimus
Lineage: Eukaryota; Metazoa; Nemertea; Pilidiophora; Heteronemertea; Lineidae
Product: ADP-ribosylation factor-like protein 3
Exons: 6
Coding region: 67-633 (188 amino acids)
Biological process (GO): cilium assembly
Cellular component (GO): microtubule cytoskeleton; cytoplasm
Molecular function (GO): GTP binding; GTPase activity
Source: RefSeq, a predicted model, not a curated record